Molecule: messenger RNA, 5905 nt
Organism: Metopolophium dirhodum (rose-grain aphid)
Lineage: Eukaryota; Metazoa; Arthropoda; Insecta; Hemiptera; Aphididae
Gene: Rab26
Product: ras-related protein Rab-37
Exons: 8
Coding region: 790-1713 (307 amino acids)
Biological process (GO): protein secretion; regulation of exocytosis
Cellular component (GO): endosome; Golgi apparatus
Molecular function (GO): GTP binding; GTPase activity
Source: RefSeq, a predicted model, not a curated record
UACUUUAUAAUAAUAUAAAUCAUGAUAUAAAUAAUAUUAUUAUUUAUUAGUUUUACUAAAACAGUGGAUAAAAUAAAAAAAAAUUCAACUAUAAAUUUAACGCGUACUUAACUCAUUAAUUUUUAUUUUUCAAUCUCAAAACUCCCGAACUGCCCUAAUUAUACCUCUGGGAAAAUUCCGGCGAGCAUAGCUAAUUCAUAAUAUAAUGAUUGUAAGCUAAUUAAAUUAUGGUGACGCAAAAAAAAAAACAACAGUACGUAUUUAAAGUAUAAACAUCUCAAAUCUUAACGAGUUUAAAUGAAAAUAUGUACUUAUACAUUGUGACGAUAUGGCGAUGAGUAGGUUCAUUUUUAAAUUGGUUUAUUUUUUAUCAAGUUUAAUUAUAUUACCUAAUUAUAGUUAUUAAUUUAAUUAUACGUUAUUGACGGUGUAAAACUUUUACCGAUUAAAACAUAUAACAACUAGAUAUUUAUAUGUUAGUAAUAGAUGUAUAUAGCGUUGAUAUGAUAAGUGUAUCAGUAGUUGCUUAUAUAAAGGGUCAAAAGGUAACAGAGCAUGCGCUACCGUGUUUGGGAAACUCCCAAAAUUGAUUGUUUCGCCCCAGUUUUAUAUUUUCUCCUCGAAAUUCUUCAUAACACAACAAGUGUUUUUGUAGACAACAUCAGCUACAAUCUGAAAAAUAUGUUUCUUCAAUUAUGUAUUUACCCUCCUUUACGACGACCAAAACACAACAAUUAUUGCAAUUCGACUUUAAUUGCUUGAUAAUUAUCUACAACGCAAAUACAUUUAAUGAUGAAAAAGAUAAAAACACCGGUGUUAGCGAUGUCACUACAUGACAACAUAAGUGACGACGUAUUCGAAAGCAUCGAAGAGGCUGAAGUUAACCAAAACACCAAAAACCUAUCCACUACAGACCCGAAUUAUGAUAAAAGGCCUUCGACGACUGGGUACAGGGAUUAUAAGCCCCCAAGUACCACAAGAAAGCCUUCGGAUCCAUCCUUAAAAAUUGUACACAAGACUAUUUUAUUAGGCGACAGUGGAGUGGGGAAAACAUCACUAUUGGUCAAAUUUGACACUGGAAAAUUUCAGACUGGGAACUUUUCUGCUACCGUCGGUAUAGGUUUUACAGUGAUGGUACUCGGCGAUUCCGGAGUUGGGAAGACUUGCCUGUUGGUCCGUUUCAGGGACGAUAUGUUCUUGGGUGGCAAUUAUAUUUCUACCGUCGGUGUAGAUUUCAGGAAUAAAAUUAUAUCUGUCGACGACUCCAAAGUUAAGCUACAGAUUUGGGACACUGCGGGUCAAGAACGAUUUAGAAGCGUAACACACGCAUAUUAUAGAGAUGCCCAUGCACUUUUACUUUUGUACGAUGUAACUAACAAAGUAAGUUUUGACAACAUACGAGCGUGGUUGAGUGAAAUUCGAGAUUACGCUAAUGAUCAAGUAGUCAUAAUGUUAAUAGGAAAUAAAGCUGAUUGCAGUCUAAACGAUAGAAUGGUGAAAAGAGAAGACGGAGAACAAUUGGCCAAGGAAUAUUCAGUCACUUUUAUGGAGACUUCUGCUAAAUCUGGUUUUAAUGUCGAAAUCGCUUUUAUGGCUGUUGCGAGGGAGUUAUUAUUCAAAAAAACAGGGAUUGAAAAAAAAGGAUCUUUUAAUGUACAAGAUUAUGUGAAAGAACAAACUAAAUCCAAUUGUCCAGCAUGCUCUACAGCAUAAUACAUUUUAUGGUAAAGUAUAAAGGUCGAAAUUACUCAAUGUAAUCAAUAAAAAAGUUCCAAAAUAAAAAAUAUGAAAGUAGAGAGUCGAAAUGGAACAAUUUUAAUUAAAUUACCUAUGUAUUUAUGUUAUAUAAUUUUAAGCUUGAGCAUUCUUUGUUAAGAAUGGUAGAUAUAUAAUAUACAUAAUAUAUAUAUAUAUAAUUUGAAUGUAUAUUACAAAUUUUAUAAAUACAAUUAAAAUACUGAAAUGCUUGUUUCAUUAUUGAACAUGCAAUAUAUUUAUUAGAAACCAAUGAAACCAUACUUUUUGUUUUUCUGUGUUGGCGUUUGUUUAUUGUAUCAAAUUUAUUCUGUUCAAAUUUGUAGAACUCUCGACAUUAUGAUUAUACAACGUAUAACGUCCGCAACAAACUAUAAUUGUUGUUCAUAAUGACUUAAAAUAGUUUGUGUUUUGUGCCCAAACUAUAACUAUUAAUUUACGGAAAUUGCGAAUAUUGCAUAUUUAGUAAAAUAUAUACGGUUGCUAGUGCCUAUAAUAUGUCCUAAUCCUUAAUACCUAGACAAUAAGUAUUGUAUAUAAUACAUCAACGUAACUCGGCCAUACUAUAAUGCUAGUAAAACGUGAAGUCAACACAGGGAACAGAUAAAUAUGAUUUCCACCAAUUGGCAAUUAGUGCUGAUAUAAUGCUACCUGUAGUAGUAUUAAUAUUAUACCUGCCUAUAGCCUAUAUAAGUAUUAACUUAGGAAGGUACUGAAAUUUUAAUAAUGUUUGCCUACCCAAAAUGUAGAUAAGUGUUGUAUUAUUUUCAUAAUGAAAAAUAACUGUGUUUAUAACUAUUAACUACAAACUACGGUCAUGCUGAUUCUGUGACAUGAGCACGUUUAACAGACUGAUUCAUUAUUAAUCUGUAUUCAAAUGUGAAAAUAAGAAUACCAAUAUAAUAAUUUAAAAAAUAAUCUAUAGUCUAGCUUGAAACUAUUUAAAUCGCUUAUUUUUUAGUAUUAUAAACUAUAACCGUUAAUAUUUAUACGUAACUACCUACGAGUAGUAUAUUGUGUAUUUAUAUAAUUUUUAAAUUAAACAAUUUAUGUAGGCUUUUAUUUGUAUGUUUGGGUAAUACACGCGAUAAUAAUAAAAUUGAUUUGACUAUAUUAAGUUGUAUAGUAAUUGUUAGUAUAGAUAUUAGAUAUAGAAUAUAAAAUAUAUAAUAGAUAUAUGAUAUAACACUUAAUUGUUCAACAAUCAACCAAGUUUGUUAUUUAUAUUAUUUAACAACAAUUUUCCUAAGCCAAACAGGUAUAAAGUAUAAACAUCCAGGUAUUUGCUCAAUAUUGUUUUCAAUAAAAAGUUUUAAAUAGCAUUUAAAAUUUCAAUGUAUUUCAAUAGUAUUUAUGUCAAUAAAUACAAUGGACUCUCAGAAUAUUAACUCAACAUUAUUAAUAACAACUCGUUUUUUUUUUUAAUUCCUAUUGAAUUGAGAGUUGGAAAACUGAGGGUCGAUUAUCUAUAUUCAUUUGUAGUUUUAAUUUCUGUAAAACGUUCACAAUUGAUCAACAUAAAAUAAAAAUUAUAUGUAUACCCUGUAUAUGUUGUGUGUUUUAAAAAUUAAAUCAUAUAAUAGCAUAUAUAUUAUGGAAAAUACAAAUAUGCAAGGAACUUUCCUGUUAUCACGACUAUCUACCACAUUGUUCUAAAUAUCAUGACUACCCUACGCAUACCUACCUACCCUAAGGACUUUAUUUAAAAAUACAAAUGUAAAUAAUAUAUAUGGCUUAUAAAACCAGAAAACUAAUAAAAACACAUUUAUAACUUAUUAAAACAUUUUUUUUUUUAAAUUUUAAAUUAAUAUGAAUAUAUUUCAUUUGCCUAACCUCCUUUUCAAGAACAUUGUAAAUUGCCACGUCAAUGAAAAAUAAUAUUCUAAUGAACACUCGUCCAAUUUUAAUUUUAUAUUCCGAGUGGAGCGAUGAAUGCAUUGGUUUAAAAUGAUGAGUCUGUUUUUUCAAUAUUAAUUUUUUUUAUCUGUCAUCAGUUAAUACAUUUUUAGAAUAGUAAAAAUGUUUCAAUCUUCAACUUCAAGAAUGGAUUCUGGUUGAAAAUUCGAUCUUGCUGGUAUUUUGAAGAGUCAAAAGUUAAAUUCCUAAUACUUUUCAUAAUAAAUAAGCGGGGGAUGGAAUUUUUGAUCAAUACUUGUUUUUGACAAAAUUGAUUCAAAUGUAAUAACUGUAGUGACUUUAAUUUUACACCAUAAAUGUUUAUUAACAUGAUUUUCAAUAUAAUUUGCCUCUUUCUAUGCUAUAGUUGUUAUAGAUAUUUUAAUUUUUUAAUUUUAAUUUUUAUUUUCAUUACGUAAUUUAUUGAUACAAUUUUAUUUGUAAGGAAAAAAUAGCUUAACAUUUCAUUACAACGUUCAUGGUUCAUCAUAAUUUUUUUCUAUUUGUAAUUAAAAUAUCCAUUGUCACUAUUUUUUUAAAAAGAGGUUGAAGUUUAAAUUUUAAGAAAAUUCAACAAAAUUCGAAAAUUCAUAAAUUAUUUUUUAAUUAAUAAUCAACAACAUUUUUAACUUUAAUAGCUAAGGCUUGAACAUCAAAUGCGAGAUUCUUCGUAAGUUGUUCUUAAUUCUUACAGCCACCUUAAAAUACCAAAAAUACAUAUUAAACAUAUGAUAAUAUACCGUCUCGGCUCAAAAACGUUUGUCGUAUACAAUGAUUUAUCAUCGAAUUCAAAUUUAAAACAAUAUCUAUUAUCAGUCCAUGGCGAGGUUAUCUCAACAAUUACCAUACAGUAGAGUGACUUAUUUUAAUACAAUUAUUGUGACUUAUGUCUAUAUCACCAUUAAUAGGAGUACUCGUACUCCAUAGUUGCAACUUGCAGAGAAUGAUGUCGUAGCAUUGUGGCAGGUAGUCGCACCAACAGGUAUAAACUAUAAAGAACUGUAUAUAGUAGAUAACUAGAUACCCAAAACGACAGCCAAAAUUAUUUUAGUUAAAAAAUGUAAUACGUAAAUAUAAAACCGUCAUUUACUUGUCAGUGGUAUUAUGUUUCAAAAUCACACACACAUUUUUAUUUUCUAACUGUUGUUCCUAUUGAAUUGUAUUUAUUUGUCUAUUAAUAGUCAUUAGAUGUACCUACUGCCUAGUAAACAUAAGCCUUAUUAGUUAAUUAAAUUAAGCUACAAAAUUGUAUCAUUACGCUUGUAGACUUAAUAUUAAUAACUAUAAUAAUAAUAUGAACAAUUGAAAACUAUUUAGCUAUUGUUGGCCGAUACUAAUACAUAAUGGCAAAUAAACAAACUUAUUCUAAAAUAUAUAAAUAAUUAUUGUAUUUAUAAUUAUAGCUAUGAUUAUUUAAAAUAAAAAUAAAGUAUAGUUUAUAUAUUAUUAUAAUGCUUGUAUUUGGUUGAUUCAUUACAUACGUCUAAUCUAUAGAUUUUCAAAAACAAUAAACUGGAUACACGAAGAAUUCAAAAAUGAGUUUCUACACAUGACGAAUACAAAUAGCUGUUUAUUUACUAUGCAUACUGACUUAUUGUAUAUCUAUUUCGUUUUAUUCGUCAUUCGAUACCUAAUCGCCGAGAUGAAUCUAUACCACUAAAACUGGCUGGUUAUUAUUUUAUAAUAUUGUUGUCUGACAAAAAUAUGAAUAUAAGCAAUUUAAUAUUAAAUAGUUUGUUGUUUCCAAAAUAUUUAUUACAAAAGAAUAUAGGUAAAAUAUAUAGGUAGUGAUUGAUACCAAUGACGUAAGAUAAUUUUAAUAAUAAUAAAUUCGUAAACCAAGUAACAAUAAUUACCAGGAACAGUUAUUUUUUACUGACUACAAUAAUAUAAAUAUAUAAUAUUAAAAUAUGUUAUGUAGACAUGUAGUAAUAGUUAUUAAGACAACAAAAAUCAUUAAUGUGUUAAUAAUUUAAAUAGUAUUUAUAUUUAUUUGUAUGGAUGCCGCAUGUAUAGGAACUAUUGUUGUUAUAACUUGUAUUAUUUUAAUAAUACGAUAUUGUUAUUGUUUUUAAUUUAACGUUGUAUAAUAUACAUGUAUAUUUUUUUUUUUAUCAAAAAUAAUAUAUUUAAUAAAUUAGUAUAUAUUGAUUUUUAUAAUAUUACCAUUAACUAAUACCAUUUUUGUAUUUAAAAAAUGAGUGAAUUAUUAAAUAUAUUUAAAAUAUACUGCCAUCGUACUGUUGUAUGUGCA